Molecule: messenger RNA, 1271 nt
Organism: Sinocyclocheilus anshuiensis
Lineage: Eukaryota; Metazoa; Chordata; Actinopteri; Cypriniformes; Cyprinidae
Product: pyrin-like
Exons: 7
Coding region: 232-1209 (325 amino acids)
Molecular function (GO): protein binding
Source: RefSeq, a predicted model, not a curated record
GUCAGAGACUCAGAGAAAGUGAAACUAACUUGAUCAACAACAAUAUGAACACCUGAAACCAUCAAACUCUUUAAACAACAGAAUAUUGAGUCGUUCAAAGACCCUUGUGAACACAUCUGAUACUCACAGGUUUGAAGGGAUAAAGAACAAUGGCAGAAUCUUCACCAACAUCAACAAAACCAAGAAAAACCAGGAGAGGGAGUAUUGAACAUUUACCUCCAUACUGAACUGAUGAAGACACAGAAAGACGUGCAGCUGAUGAUCCAGAACACAAUCAAGAAGAUUCAAGACAUUAAACACUCAGCAGAAGUCAGAAAAGGAUUUUAUACUGAACUGCUGGAGAUGAUGGAGGAGCAGCAGAAAGCAGCAGAGAAACAGGAGCAAGAGCUGAUUGAAGAGCUGGAGCUGGAGAUCACUGAGCUAAAGAUGAGAAACACUGAGCUGGAGCAGCUCUCACACACUGAAGAUCACCUCCACCUCCUACAGAUUCACUCAUCCCUGUGCAGCCCUAGAAACAGCAGGAACUGGCCUGAGAUCAGUAUGAAGACUCAUGAGAGUCUGGAGACUCUGAGGAGAGCUCUGACUCAACUGAAGGACACUAUAGAUGAGAAACUCACACUAACUGUCUCUACAGAGCUGAAGGUGAUGCAGCAGUAUGCAGUGGAUGUGACUCUGGAUCCUGAUACAGCUCAACCUAAACUCAUUCUGUCUGAUGAUGGAAAACAAGUGAGAGAUGGUGACAUUAGACAGAAACUCCCAGACAAACCAGAGAGAUUUGAUACAUGUGUAGAUGUCUUGGGAAAGGAGGGAUUCUCGUCAGGGAGAUUUUAUUUUGAGGUGCAGGUGAAGGGAAAGACUGAUUGGACUUUAGGAGUGGCCAGAGAAUCCAUUAACAGGAAGGGAGAGAUCACACUGAGACCCAGUGAUGGAUGCUGGACUGUGUGGCUGAGGACUGGAGAUGAAUAUAAAGCCUGUGAUGAUCCUCCUGUCUCUCUGUCUCCGAGAGUGAAGCCGCGGCAGGUCGGUGUGUUUGUGGAUUAUGAGGAGGGUCUGGUCUGCUUUUAUGAUGUGGAGUCCAGCUCUCAUAUCUACUCUUUCACUGCUCAGUCUUUCACUGAAAAACUCUAUCCAUUUUUUGGUCCAUGCCCUAAUGAAGGAGGUAAAAACUCCAGCCCACUGAUCAUCACACCUGUCAGUUAUAAUAAAUGAAUUCACUCAAUUAUCAAAUGCAAGAUUAAAAUAAUUAAUUUUAUCAUUAAAAAUCUGGAAAC